Molecule: messenger RNA, 922 nt
Organism: Argentina anserina (silverweed cinquefoil)
Lineage: Eukaryota; Viridiplantae; Streptophyta; Magnoliopsida; Rosales; Rosaceae
Product: DNA-directed RNA polymerase V subunit 7-like
Exons: 2
Coding region: 155-691 (178 amino acids)
Biological process (GO): DNA-templated transcription; DNA-templated transcription initiation
Molecular function (GO): single-stranded RNA binding; single-stranded DNA binding
Source: RefSeq, a predicted model, not a curated record
AAACAAAAAGGGUGCGUCUUUCCUCACAGUGCCCACUAACCCAGUGAGCAGAGAGGACCAAGUCACAACUCCACUCUAUUGAAUUGGAGCUUCUUCUUCAUCAGCUACACCGGGUCUAAUACGCUCCCUUCUGUCUCAGGGUAAAACAAAGACAAUGUUUCUCAAAACUGAGUUGCAGUGGAAUGUUGUAAUCCCAGCUGAAAGCUUGGAUGCAAAGGGAUUGAUGCUCCAAAAGGCAAUUGUUGUUCGACUGUUGGAUGAUUUUGCAAAGAGAAAGGCUACUAAAGACCUUGGAUACCUUCUUGCUCUCACAACUAUUGAGAAAAUAGGAGAGGGAAAAGUCAGGCAGCAUACCGGGGAUGUUCUUUUUCCAGUUACUUUCAAAGCCAUCUCCUUUAAGCUCUUCAGAGGAGAGAUCCUAGAGGGAGUGGUGCACAAGGUGCUCAAGCAGGGAGUUAUAUUGAGAUGUGGUCCAAUUGAGAAUGUGUAUCUUUCUUCUUCGAAAAUGCUUGAUUACAACUAUGUUCCAGGGGAGAAUCCUAUCUUCAUGAAUGACAAGAAUUCUAGGAUUGAGAAAGGUGUUGCCGUACGUUUCAUUGUCAUCGGGGCGAAGUGGCUUGAGGCAGAAAGGGAGUUUCAGGCAUUGGUUGGGAUACAUGCUGACUAUCUAGGACCCAGUCCCUUGGUGUGAUUCUCUUAUAUUUUUGACCUGGAAGGUUGCUUCCAUCAUUUGAAACCGUGUUUAACAAAGUUGGCUGUUGGCUGUAUUUUGUGUCGAACUACUACUACUACUAAGUUAUUUUGUUAGCCUUAACAGUCUGCAAUCGUUAUGUCUAUCAGGUGUCUGUGACUCGUCUUCUUUCUUGUUCAUGACUAAUGGUAUCCCUUCUGCAGUAAUUGAGUUUGCUGCUACUUAUAGGCA